Messenger RNA from Didymella exigua CBS 183.55, 522 nucleotides. RefSeq lists its product as uncharacterized. The record is from RefSeq and is a predicted model, not a curated record. NCBI's taxonomy places the organism in Eukaryota, Fungi, Ascomycota, Dothideomycetes, Pleosporales, Didymellaceae. The coding region runs from base 1 to 522 and encodes 173 amino acids. The transcript has 2 exons.
AUGGCAUACGAAGUCGAAGAUGAGAUUGAUUGGAGUGACGGCACCCUUGACGAACCUCCCUCCACACCCGCAGGCCGGUACUACCUCGCCGGCGACAAGCGAUCGUGUCCCAGGUGCGGAAGCAACAAGGGCGGACUAGGCAAACCUGCGGUCAUGGGUUUCUACCUGCCGCUCGGCGUAGUCAUUCGGCAAGAAAUGGCAGAUGGGGAGGCGAAGUGGAAGCCGCGAAAACCGUACAAGAUGCGUGCUGGCACGGCCCGAGAUACUAUGAAGAAGAAGAAGAAGAAGAAGAAGAAGAAUGCGGACUCAUCGCACAACCAGAUUGCGUCGCGGAAGCACUGGGCGGCCAUUGACGCAGGAAAGACGACGGACGGGGCGCUUGCGUGGGCGGUGCGGGCAACGGAUCGCUGGCUGGACGAGUGGGAGGAUGAGGCGGGCAGGCGGGCAGAGGAGCGGGAGCUGGCUCGGGAGAACAGGGGAGCGAAGGGCACGGGAGCGAAGCCGCUUGCGAAGGCAGCAUGA